AUGGAACACCGCGUCGGCGCCGUCGUGACGAGGCUCUGUCUGACACACCGCUGGUCAGCCGGUUGGUGGUGGAACGUCGCAUCGGCAUCGUCUAGACGAGGCUCCGCCUGGUACGCCGUUGAUCAGCCGGUGGGAUGGAUCUCCGAAUUGGCACCGUCGACACGCGCCCAUCUGGUGCACCGUAGGAGACCGCAGGCUUGCGGCAAUGCCGUAAGCCAUUGGCAAAUUCGAGUCGUUCUUCCACUGCCAAAAAAACUCGUGGCCCACAGUGGAGUUCGGCCGCGCCGGCACAUCAAGCAGCCCCUAUUCAGGGGUCAGGGCACUGCUUCCUUCGGGGGGGCCUGGAAAAGCUUGCCUAAAAAUUGCUGGGGAACCACGUCGUCUGCCGGUGCACCGUGGCCGCAGACGCAAAACUCACGGUCGAAACAAUCAAACUCGAAACAACAACAACAACCAUACUCAUUCUCCUCAUCCUACCUCUUCUACCUCUACCUCCGUCUAUUCUUCUGCCUAUUCUUCUCCUUCGUCAUCUUCUUCUCCACCUCCUUCCCAUCGCCCCACUCGUUUUCCCCAGACUGACAGGGUGAGCCCGCUCACUCUGGCAGCCUGGAAUGUUCGUUCCCUUUUAGACAAUCCGAGGAGCAACCGAUCGGAACGGAGGACGGCGCUAGUGGCACGAGAACUGGCGCGCUACAAGGUGGACAUCGCCGCACUCAGCGAGACCCGAUUCUCCGAACAAGGCCAACUGGAGGAGGUGGGUGCCGGCUACACCUUCUUCUGGAGUGGUCGACCCAGGGCAGAGCGACGAGACGCGGGCGUCGCCUUCGCCAUCCGGACCGACAUCGUGGGACGACUGCCCUGUUUGCCGCAGGGCAUCAACGAUCGCCUGAUGAGCCUCCGCCCGCCUCUCUGGAGAGGCAAAUUCGCCACCAUCAUCAGCGCCUACGCUCCGACGAUGACCAACCCCGACGCCGUCAGAGACAAAUUCUACGAGGACCUGCACGCCCUCUUGGCGACUGUGUCGAAGGCGGACAAGUUGAUUGUCCUUGGUGACUUCAACGCCCGCGUCGGCACAGACCAUACUGCCUGGAGGGGAUUGCUGGGUCCCCACGGUCUCCGCGGUUCCAACGACAACGGCCUGCUGCUGCUCCGCACCUGCGCAGAACACCGCCUCACCCUGACGAAUACCUUCUUCUGUCUGCCGGUGCGAGAGAAGGCCACCUGGAGGCAUCCUCGGUCGCGUCAGUGGCACCUGCUGGACUAUGUCCUCGUCCGGAAGCGAGAUCAGCGGGACGUGCUGGUGACGAAGGCGAUCGCGGGUGCUGACGGGUGGACCGACCAUCGCCUCGUCACCUCGAAGAUGCGUAUUCGCCUACAGCCUCGCAGGAGACCACAAGGUAAGCGACCCCCAGGUAAGCUGAAUGUUGCUUUGUUGUCUUUGUCUGGUCACCGUCUCCAUUUCAGUAAUGAGCUAGCUCAAUGGCUAGACAACCUUCCUAUCGCUGCCGCCGCCGACGACGCCGCCGCCGCCGCCGCUGCCGAGAACGCCUCCGUGGAGAACCGCUGGUGUCAAAUGCGUGACACAGUCCAGUCGACGGCGCUCGCCGUCCUCGGUCGCGCUCCCCGCCAACACCAGGACUGGUUCGACGACAACGACGCUGCCAUCAGAAAUCUGCCUGCCGAUAAGAACCGCCUACACAAAGCCUACGUAGAGCACCCAACUGAGGGCAACAAAGCUGCCUUCUACCGCAGUCGCCGACAGCUUCAACAACGACUGCGCGAGAUGCAGAACGCCUGGACUGCUCGCAAAGCUGAGGAGAUCCAAGGCUACGCGGACCGCAACGAAUGGAAGAACUUCUUCUCCGCGAUCAAAGCUGUCUACGGUCCGCCGACGAAGGGCACUGCUCCUCUCCUCAGCGCCGACGGCAGCACUCUCCUGACUGAGAAGACGCAAAUCCUGCAGCGAUGGGCCGAGCACUUCCGAGGCGUCCUCAACCGCCCUUCCGUCAUCUCCGACGCCGCCAUCGCCCGCUUGCCGCAAGUGGCGACCAACGCGGACCUCGACCUCCCGCCAUCUCUCCAGGAAACCAUCAGGGCCGUGCAGCAGCUCUCCAGCGGGAAAGCACCCGGAUCGGACGCAAUCCCUGCUGAGGUCUACAAGCACGGAGGUCCCCUUCUGAUGGAUCACCUGACUGCGCUCUUCCAGGAGAUGUGGCGUCAAGGUGAAAUCCCGCAAGAUUUCAAGGACGCAACUAUCGUGCACCUAUACAAGCGCAAAGGGAAUCGCCAAGUCUGCGACAACCACCGCGGCAUCUCCCUACUGAACAUCGCCGGGAAGAUCUUCGCUCGCAUCCUGCUCAACCGCCUCAACAACCAUCUGGAACAGGGCCUUCUGCCGGAAAGCCAAUGCGGCUUCCGUCGUCAUCGUGGGACCACGGAUAUGAUCUUCGCCGCCCGCCAACUUCAGGAGAAGUGCCAGGAGAUGCGGACCCACCUGUACUCUACCUUCGUGGACCUGACGAAAGCCUUCGACACGGUGAAUCGUGAAGGACUGUGGAAGAUUAUGCAGAAAUUCGGCUGUCCGGAGCGAUUCACUCAGAUGGUGCGUCAGCUGCACGACGGUAUGAUGGCGCGAGUCACGGACAACGGAGCUGUCCCAGAGGCAUUCGCAGUGACCAACGGAGUGAAGCAGGGCUGUGUGCUGGCGCCUACCCUCUUCAGUCUCAUGUUCUCUGCCAUGCUGAUGGACGCCUACCGCGACGAACGCCCUGGAAUCCGCAUCGCCUAUAGAACGGACGGUCAUCUCCUGAAUCACCGGCGCAUGAACUUCCAAUCGCGUGUAUCCACAGCCACCGUGCACGAACUCCUCUUCGCCGACGACUGCGCCCUGAACACCACCUCAGAAGUGGAGAUGCAACGGAGCAUGGACCUAUUCUCCGCCGCCUGCGAGAACUUUGGGCUGGUUAUCAACACGCAGAAGACGGUAGUGAUGCAUCAGCCGCCUCCCAACUCAGCCACAGCCCCCAACGCGCCGCCGCAAAUCAACGUGAAUGGGACUCAACUGCAAGUGGUAGAGAACUUCCCGUAUCUGGGCAGCACGCUCUCCCGCAACACCAAGAUCGACGACGAAGUCGCCAACAGGAUCUCGAAAGCCAGUCAAGCCUUCGGUCGCCUCCAAAGCACAGUUUGGAAUCGUCAUGGUCUCCAACUGAGCACAAAGCUGAAGAUGUACAAGGCCGUCAUCCUGCCGACGCUACUGUACGGAGCGGAGACCUGGACGGUGUACACGAGGCAGGCACGUCGACUAAACCACUUCCACCUCAGCUGUCUCCGCCGCAUCCUGAGGCUGAACUGGCAGGACCGCAUCCCCGACACCGAAGUGCUGGAACGGACGGGAAUUCUGAGCAUCUACUCCAUGCUGAGACAAAUGCAGCUGCGCUGGAGCGGCCAUCUGGUGCGCAUGGACGACGAGCGACUACCCAAACGACUCUUCUACGGAGACGUCGCGACGGGUUCUCGUCGUCAAGGGGGCCAACUUCGCCGUUACAAAGAUACUCUGAAGUCCUCCCUGAAGCGCCUGCACAUCAACCCGACCAACUGGGAAGAGCUCGCCCGCGAUCGUCCGACAUGGAGGAGAACAGUGAAGACGGGCGCUGCUAUCUACGAAGCCAACCGAAUCGCCGCCGCCGAAGUGAAACGCGAAGUCCGCAAAUCACAACUUCGCCAAAUACGCAACGCCGCCGCACAACCUCUCCCUACGUGUCCUCGAUGUCAACGGACAUUCCGGGCACGAAUCGGACUUGUUGGACAUCUUCGAACCAACUGCACCUCUUGAACUACUCCAGCCAUCGUCCCCGCGCCCGCCUCUUCCUCGUCCUCUCUUCCGCCAACUAACUCUGACACUCCUUCUGCACCACCACUUCCAUGCUCCUCCUUCUCCUCCACUGCCCCAACGGUGGCCGUUCAGGCUGCCGUCUCACACAUCGCCAACCACGACACAGCAACCGCAACCACCCCCACCUGCUCCCACUGCGAUCGCACCUUCACUUCACGCAUCGGCCUGGUCGGUCACUUGCGAAUCCAUCGCACAGAGUCUGGCGAACCAGUGCCUGGAGCACCAACCUACACUCACCGCACUCGCCUCCACUGCCCACACUGCCCUCGCACCUUCACGCAUCGCAUGGGUCUAUUCGGUCACAUGCGCAUCCACGAGAUCGGAAUUGACCAAGCCACGACAUCCAACACGCCCAGACCCAUCCUCGCCCCACCGUCACACGCGCCGACCACCACCACCGCCACCACCAACACCACUGCUUCCUCUACAGCUGACACCGACACCGCCGACCUCUCAUGCCCACAUUGUCCACGCACCUUCACCUCACGCAUCGACCUGGUCGGUCACUUGCGAAUCCAUCGCACAGAGACUCGCGAACCAGUGCCUGGAGCACCAACCUACACCCACCGCACUCGCCUCCACUGCCCACACUGCCCUCGCACCUUCACGCAUCGCAUGGGUCUAUUCGGCCACAUGCGCAUCCACAACGACCUGCGGUAG
This is a messenger RNA of Spirometra erinaceieuropaei, 4555 nucleotides long. NCBI's taxonomy places the organism in Eukaryota, Metazoa, Platyhelminthes, Cestoda, Diphyllobothriidea, Diphyllobothriidae. The record is from the annotation of a GenBank genome assembly.